This is a messenger RNA of Coffea arabica (coffee), 2290 nucleotides long. RefSeq names its product thiol-disulfide oxidoreductase LTO1-like. Gene Ontology annotation, molecular function: oxidoreductase activity. NCBI's taxonomy places the organism in Eukaryota, Viridiplantae, Streptophyta, Magnoliopsida, Gentianales, Rubiaceae. The record is from RefSeq and is a predicted model, not a curated record.
CUUCACCACCUGAAAAGAAAUUUUGUAUCCACGGCCCAAUUCUAGUAAGUCACAGAACUUGAGCUGCCUCGUACCUGCCACUACCGGCGGUUGUGCCGUUAGUUGGCUGUAUACUGUAUACUUCCCGGAGGAGGAGUAGUAAAGCUGAAGAUGGCGAAGGCGGCGAGCUGCGUAAGCAGCCUAUCAGCUUCUCCUGUGUUCUUUCAAGCUCCUCUUCUCUCCCCUUCCCCGCCUCAUUCCAUUUCUACACAUGUCCUCCACCACCAAUCUAAGGUGCCCGCCCUAUCCCGGUCUCUCUCUCUCUCACUCAAGUAUCUGACUUGUAAUCAUCGAAUGAAGAGUGGUUGCGCUCGGAGAUUAUCGUUGCUUCGGGUUAAUUGCUUGCCGGAGCAGACCACCAGAGAAACUGAAGAAAACUCUGAGGCUAAAACGCCGACGUCAGCGUCAGCCUCAACGUCAACGUCGUCUUCUUAUUCUUCUGAUAACGAAAGCGGAGUUACGGCAUUGAAUUGGGUCGCAGGACUCGGAGGAUUAGGAUUUCUGGAGACUUCCUACUUGACCUAUCUCAAGCUCACUGACUCCGAUGCCUUUUGCCCUGUUGGAGGUGGUGGUGGCGGUGGCGGUUGCGGCAGCGUCCUUAAUAGCGAUUACUCUGUCGUUUUUGGUGUUCCUCUUCCAUUGAUUGGUAUGCUUGCAUAUGGAGCGGUUGCAACGCUUGGCCUACAAUUGGGUUCAAAGAAAUUGCCUUUUGGAAUUGGUGAAACAGAUGCCCGUUCAGUAUUGCUUGUGACAACUACUUCCAUGGCGCUUGCUAGUGCCUACUUUUUGUAUAUUCUGACCACAAAAUUUUCGGGGGAAUCGUGUUUGUAUUGCUUAACUUCAGCUUUCUUAUCCUCCUGCUUGUUCUUCAUCACUCUAAAGGAUUUUGGUUUAAAGGAGUUACAAAAAGAAGUUGUUUUGCAGCUAUGCGUAGCUGUCCUGGUUGUUAUUACCUUAAAUUCCUCCUAUAAUGCUUUGCAACCCGUCUCAACAAGUCUAGCGGAGGUUGACCUGCCAUUUGUAAAAACUGAGGUCACAACCAAAUCAAGUCCUUUGGCUGUUUCCCUUGCAAGGCAUUUACAUGCAAUAGGAGCGAAAAUGUAUGGAGCUUUCUGGUGUUCACAUUGUUUAGAACAGAAAGAGAUGUUUGGACGUGAGGCAUCAGAUAUAUUGGAUUAUGUAGAAUGCUUCCCUAAUGGCUACAGAAAAGGAACUAUAAUGGCCAAGGCAUGUACAGAUGUUAAGAUUGAAGGGUUUCCAACAUGGGUGAUUAAUGGAGAGGUUUUGAGUGGAGAAUUAGAUUUCUCAGAGCUUGCUAAAGCCUCCGGAAUUAAACUUGAAGAUCUCAGUCAAGCUAACUAGGGGGAUUUUUGUGUUGUUCUUGAACAGCUUCUACGUGAUGGCUUAGUGAUUACACAAGUACAGGAUCCAUUCAUCUUUCUUUGCAUAUGUCGCAGUGUCUCAUAGUUGUAUAGCCCGACAAAAGAAAGCUGCUCAAGGGUGCUUCAAAUCAUUUGGAUGGCAGUACGAGAAAUUUAAGAGGUGCCUCACCCCCCCCCCCUCCUCCUCCUCCUCCUCCUCCUCCUCCUCCUCCCGCUUAAGUUUGUAUGUAAGAGUCUUGAGAGAAUGCUUAGGUAGAUUUUGGAAAGGGAUUUUCUAUCAGUAAACAUAUUUCUUAAUCACCUUUUUAUCUCACAUAUAUCAAAUCGCUACAGUACAUCUUCUACAAAAACUUCAGAAAAUUGCGAUCCAAACUGUGAAUCUUGUUAUAAAAUCAAUAGGCACGUUAGUAGUGUUGUAUUAUCAAAUCUCGCCCACCAGUUCUUCUUUAUGCUUAACUACUACUUUUGUGCAUGUGCACCCAACCUGUCGACUUUAGCUUCCUUGGGCGUUUUUUAAGAUAAAGAAUUAGUAUUUUACGCUUUAUUGCAAAAGGUUACAUAGCGGUCAAAGGCAAAACAAAACAUGACAACCCGAAACAAAUUGAAAUUCUCAUACCAGCUAUCUAAAGUUAGUCUACCCAGAUUAACAUCAGGGAUUGAGAAAAGAGGAGAUAAAUAAGCUAAAAGAGGGAGGUCUUGGCAUAGGAUGCAAACUGUGGCAUAACGAGAUUACCGUCGCAUUGGCAGCUUAAGGCGUAAUACAUGAUGCUAACAUAUCAACCACGCUUUCUUGAGCUCUCUCUCUCUCUCGGGGUAUUUCGAGGCGUGGGAUUUGAAUGAAGCUAGAGCUAGAACUUUUCCCUCGACGC